Messenger RNA from Penicillium verhagenii, 381 nucleotides. RefSeq names its product trafficking protein particle complex subunit. The record is from RefSeq and is a predicted model, not a curated record. The transcript is spliced from 3 exons. Gene Ontology annotation, biological process: endoplasmic reticulum to Golgi vesicle-mediated transport; regulation of GTPase activity. Gene Ontology annotation, cellular component: trans-Golgi network; TRAPP complex; cis-Golgi network. NCBI's taxonomy places the organism in Eukaryota, Fungi, Ascomycota, Eurotiomycetes, Eurotiales, Aspergillaceae. The coding region runs from base 1 to 381 and encodes 126 amino acids.
AUGUCAUUUGAUGCAACAGCUUCGCUGAGUAUCUCCGAUCCAAAUGUCAAUGCCCUGAGUUCCUCUUGCUUCGACUUUCUUCUUAUUGAGCUGGUCCCAAUGGCUGAACGUCUAGCCAAGGAGCUUUCAACUAAGGAGAACGAACCGGAAGAUGAGGAGGGUGUCUACGUCCUGACUGAUAGUGCAUUUCGGCCUUUUGCCCGAAUGAGCCUGAAUGUGCGAGGCGAGGCUAUAUCGAUGGCGCAGGCGUACCUAUGGUUCCCCUGUGGGAUCAUUCGCGGUGCGUUGGCAAACCUGGGUAUCAAUACCACAGUUCAAGCGGAGACCUCGGAUCUUCCAGGAGCAACUUUCCAGAUCAAAACGGUUCAGGCCCGGCCAUGA